CGGCAGGACUGGGUUUGAUGAUGGGCACAAGAUAGCAAGAAAAAAAGAAGAAGAGGUACUUAUAUUUGCCAGUGGAACAAAAAGGAUGUUCCUGUUUCGGUUUUUGUUCUGUUUAUUAACCGCUAGAGUGCCAAAAGUUACGGACUGCAGCGUUAACACAUUUUGGAUCAAACUGGUUUUCACUGGACGCUUUCUUUAACUUAAGUGCGACGGAUUGGAUUCGUCUCGCGUUUGAUUAUUCAUAAUAAAGACGGUCAUAUUUCUCUUUCUGGUGAACAUGAGGUCUCUGCUGAUACUAUCAGUGUUGUUGGCUCUCAUAAGGGGGAACAAGGGACAGAAACCAACAGUGAUUCUCCGGCCGAAGUUCCCUCAGGUGUAUGCUGGAGAUGACAUCACUCUGAUCUGUAACCGUGAAGGAGGGAGUAAACCAACAACAUGGUAUUUUAACGGAGCACCACAAACACACAAGGAUUAUUUAAUGCUUCUUACAGCAGUGACACCAGACAACAACGGGGUGUAUGAAUGUGAUCAGGGAGGAACGAAGAGUGACCCGUUCACACUCACUGUACUGGAUCUGGAGCCUCACGCUCAGCUCUCUCCAUCUGUUGGAGGUGCUGUGAUGACCAAAGGAGACGGAAGAAACCUGGUGCUGCAGACGGAUGAUGAUGAUCUGGAGAACUGGAUAUGUUAUGUGUUGAGGGGAGUGAGCACCUUCACUCUAGGACUCGAAAUUCAAGAGAAGAACAGAACUGUUAUAUUUGCAGAAUUAAAGGAGGCAGAAAGAGCCACUUUCUGGUGCAAGAAAAAGAAAGCAGUUCUUCGAAGCAAUUCAGUGACGCUGAAAAAGACAGAGCACAUGGUGAUGUUGGUUCCUCCGGCCGUUCCUGCGCUGGAGGGGGAGCCCGUGACCCUCAGAUGUGAAGUCUGGGGUAAACCAAAGCUGGACAAAGCCAUCUUCUAUAAGGAUAAAACACAAAUCAUGAGCUCACCUGAAGGCACAUACACCAUCACCAGCGCCACACAAAGUGAUAACGGCAUGUACAGCUGCCGCGCCACCUUCAGGUACACACACCUCAGUGCAGAAGCUCAACAGAAGGAAGGAGAUUCUGAAGCUCAAGAGUUAAAAGUUAUAGGUGGACCUCCGGCUGCAGUGAUUUCAGCGUCUGCUAACAAUCUGAAGUGUUCCUGUCCUCUCUGUCCUGCCAGCUGCACAUCCUACCACUGGUAUCACACACCCUUUAAUCACACAUACACACACAGAAAACUACCUGAAAACGAUGAGUCUAUUACCGUAGAGAAAGAAGGAGAGUACAGAUGCCGGAGGGACUGUGGGAACGGUUUCUCCCGUUUCAGCAACAUCUACAACUACACAGAACAACCACUGGAGUUCGGACCCAUGUGGUACAUCCUGGUCGCAGUCCUGAUUUUCUUUGUGAUCAUCAUUGUGCUGAUCAUAGUGCUGAAGUACAGAAGACUGAUGAGUGUACACUAUGUAGCCUAAACAGGUAAUCCCAGAUAUAGAUGAGGUUGUUUCUUUAUUGAUUUCUUCAAAUUUGAGAAAUGUAGCAUACCACCAGUGUCUCAUCAAUGGAUGCUCUGCAGUGAAUGGGUGCCGUCAGAAUGAGAGUCCAAACAGCUGAUAAAGACAUCACAAUCAUCCACAUCCAUCAGUCCAUCAGUUCACAUCUGGUGAAACAAACCCAUCAAGAUGUUUUUAACUUCAAACCAUUGUUUCCAGCUAAAAUACGACUCCAUGAUCCAUAACAUUUCCUCCGGUGAAAAAGUUCAUCUCCUGUUGUCGCUCACAUCAAAAUCCAUCCACGUAUCUGUUUAGAAAUGUUUAGGCUUGAUCUGUGCAGAUUUCUCUCCCGAUUCAGACAAGAUGACUUUUACACCGGAGAAAGAAGGAUUAUGGAUAGAGGACUCCUAUUUUAACCAGAAGCAACAGUUUGACAGUAAAAUGAUUUCUUUGUAUCAUCAUGUUUAUUUUUAGAUCUUCAUUCUACAAGUGUUUUUAUGCGAUGCUGUUGUGUUGUUUUUAAAAAGCACUUUUAAGAACUUCUCAACUAUAACAAGCGAUGCAUUUUCAGCUUUCUGUGCAUUUUCAGUGUAAUUGUGGAUGUGUGUCAAAUAAAUCAAUGCAAUGUGCUAUAUUAAACUUUUCACUGCAAUGCA
This is a messenger RNA of Carassius gibelio (silver crucian carp), 2175 nucleotides long. Its product is annotated as high affinity immunoglobulin gamma Fc receptor I. Gene Ontology annotation, molecular function: transmembrane signaling receptor activity. The coding region runs from base 278 to 1501 and encodes 407 amino acids. Lineage: Eukaryota; Metazoa; Chordata; Actinopteri; Cypriniformes; Cyprinidae. Gene Ontology annotation, biological process: cell surface receptor signaling pathway. The transcript has 9 exons. The record is from RefSeq and is a predicted model, not a curated record.